CUCGGCUUCUAUAUAAAAGGGGUGCAGAGAACUGGGAGGCAGCAGUUGGAAGUUGGCAGGUGGAGAGGCAGGUUGGGAGGGGAAAUCGAGGAGGAGGCGGAAGAGGAGCUGUCGGAAGGGGGAGGAGGGAGGAAAAAGAGGAGGCGGAGAGCUAAGCUGAGCAAAGCAUCGAGCCAAAGGGGAGAUGAGUUUGUCUGUCCUCGGCUGAGGCUCGGACCGGGCCUGCGGAACUAGAAGCUCGGGUUGGAACGACACCCGUGGAAGUGGGAGGAGGUGGCUCUGGGACUUUAACCCCUUGUGGGUUCUGCGGCAGGGGAUUUAACCCUUUGUGGACCCGGCCCCCUUGGAGGUAGCGUCAUCGGAUAGUUUUAACCCCUUCGGGUCUGGGUUUAACCCUUUGGACUUCACCACCUCACCUCCUUGCUCCAGUUCUCUACCGAGGGGGCGCUCUGAGAGAAAACCCGAGCCCACUCCUUUCACUUAUUACGAACUGUUCUGGCUGGCUGCACCCCCUGGGACUCACUAGCUGGCCGCGCUGUGGGCACUUUAACCCUUUAUCGGCUUGAGCGCCCCCCAAGUUGCAGCUGGAGUCAGCUGACGGAAGAACUCGCUAAAGGCGUCUCUGCAGGAAUCAUAGACCGAGAGGACUCAGUUGGACAUUUUGCAAAAGAAAAGGAGCUCCUCCUUUUUCUUUAAGGACUUUCAACCAACAAUUUUCAAACUUCGAGAAGAAGCUUCUACUAGCCAUGGCCGAGCCGCUCUUGUCUGAGUAUCAGCACCAGCCUCAAACUAGCAACUGUACAGGUGCUGUUGUACAUGAUGAGCGGAACCCCGAGCGCCCCCAAGGAGCGGAGGAGCGGGUGCCAGAGGAGGACAGUAGGUGGCAAUCGAGAGCGUUCCCCCAGUCGGGUGGCCGUCCAGGGCAGGAGGGGGAAGGGUGCCUGCAGCCCCAGACGCCUGUCCUGCAGCCCCAGGUCAGUCCAGAACCCAGUUGCCAGGAAGCAGGCGAGAAUGGCCAAAAUGGGGACUCCUCUGGCGGGACCUCCUCACUGGUGGCGGACGGGGAAGCGAGGCCCGAGACCGAGCCCCUCGCCCAGUCCUGUCUGGACUCUGACGCCAACAAGUUGGGGGCUCCUGCCGCGGGGGGAGAGGAGUGGGGGCAGCAGAGACAGCUGGGCAAGAAAAAACAUAGGAGACGCCCCUCCAAGAAGAAGCGUCAUUGGAAGCCGUACUACAAGUUGACCUGGGAGGAGAAGAAAAAGUUCGACGAGAAACAGAGCCUUAGAGCUUCGAGGAUCCGAGCCGAAAUGUUUGCUAAAGGCCAACCGGUUGCGCCCUAUAACACCACGCAGUUCCUCAUGGAUGAUCACGACCAAGAGGAGCCGGACCUCAAAACCGGCCUCUACCCCAAGCGAGCCGCCACCAAAUCCGACGACACCAGCGACGAGGACUUUAUGGAAGAAGCGGGUGAGGAGGAUGGAGGCAGCGACGGGAUGGGAGGAGACGGCAGCGAGUUUUUGCAGCGGGAUUUCUCGGAGACUUACGAGAGGUACCACGCGGAGAGUCUGCAGAACAUGAGCAAGCAGGAGCUCAUUAAAGAGUACUUGGAGCUGGAGAAGUGCCUCUCGCGCAUGGAAGACGAGAAUAAUCGGCUGCGGCUAGAAAGCAAGCGGCUGGGCGGCGACGACGCGCGUGUUCGCGAGCUGGAGCUGGAGCUGGACCGCUUGCGCGCUGAGAACCUCCAGCUGCUGACCGAGAACGAACUGCACCGGCAGCAGGAGCAAGCACCACUGUCCAAGUUUGGAGACUAGACUGCAACUUUUGGGGGGAGGGGGCAAAGGGGACUUUUUACAGUGAUGGAAUGUAACAUUAUAUACAUGUGUAUAUAAGACAGUGGACCUUUUUAUGACACAUAAUCAGAAGAGAAAAAUCCCCCCGGCUUUGGUUUGGUAAAUUCAGCUAUGAUGUAGUUUGCGUGCUUUCUCCUGUUCUUUAAUUAUGUGAAACUGAAGGGUUGCUUUUCUUUUCCUUUUUAGAAAUUUUUUUUCUAUGUAAUUUUACCAAGUUAUAAUGCAUUUUUUUAUUAUAAACAAACUCUCCUUAAACGGAGCUCUAAGGUGGCCAAAUCUGAGAACCAUUAAAUUCACUUUAGUUGUAAUAAAUUUGAUAUUUGUAAAUGUAAUAUAGUUUCAGUGUGAUUUCUAGAGCUAAUUCAGAACUACUGAUUUAUGUGAUUUGCAUUAGGUGGGGGUGUAAAGAAAUAGAUUUGUCAAUUUAAAAAAAUCUUAUAUGGGAGAAUAUAAAGACUUGAUUGUCUUCAA
Erinaceus europaeus (western European hedgehog) is the source of this 2321-nucleotide messenger RNA. RefSeq names its product HEXIM P-TEFb complex subunit 1 (gene HEXIM1). Gene Ontology annotation, molecular function: cyclin-dependent protein serine/threonine kinase inhibitor activity; 7SK snRNA binding. Gene Ontology annotation, cellular component: nucleoplasm; cytoplasm; nucleus. Gene Ontology annotation, biological process: negative regulation of transcription by RNA polymerase II; negative regulation of cyclin-dependent protein serine/threonine kinase activity. The coding region runs from base 747 to 1811 and encodes 354 amino acids. The transcript has a single exon. Lineage: Eukaryota; Metazoa; Chordata; Mammalia; Eulipotyphla; Erinaceidae. The record is from RefSeq and is a predicted model, not a curated record.